Messenger RNA from Pochonia chlamydosporia 170, 1821 nucleotides. RefSeq names its product endonuclease/exonuclease/phosphatase family protein. Lineage: Eukaryota; Fungi; Ascomycota; Sordariomycetes; Hypocreales; Clavicipitaceae. Bases 1 to 1821 code for a protein of 606 amino acids. The record is from RefSeq and is a predicted model, not a curated record. The transcript is spliced from 4 exons. Gene Ontology annotation, molecular function: catalytic activity.
AUGAAGACGUUUGCUUCGUUGGCUGCUGCUCUCGGUGCGGCCACGUCCAUCGCUGCGGUGAGCAUUGCCGAAAUCAAUGGGAAUAAGUUCUUGUCGCCGUUUCAAGAUAAAGACGUUACUGGUGUGACGGGUCUGGUUACGGCUGUGGCAAAGGACGGUAUUUACUUGCGGUCUACGAAGCCGGAUGAUGAUCCUGCUACCUCGGAGGGCUUGUUUGUGUAUAGCAGCACUAUUGGCGGGCAGGUUAAGAAGGGUGAUAUCAUCAGUCUGAAUGGACUGGUCAAGGAGUAUCGGUCUAACAAGGACUACAUUUAUCUGACUGAACUUACGAAGCCGUCCAAGGUGGUUGUCGUCUCGUCGGGCAACCAGGUCAAGCCGCUUGUUAUCGGCGUUGAUACCCUCCAGCCUCCGAAUAAGGAGUAUUCCAGCCUCGACAAGGGCGGUAUAUUCGGCGUUCCUAAUGCCGUUGCGACUAUUUCCGAGGCGAAUCCUGUGCUGGACCCCACGGCGUAUGGGUUGGACUUUUGGGAGAGUCUGGUAGGCGAGUUGGUUACCAUUCAGAAUGCGUACCUUGUCAGCAGGCCGAACAAGUAUGGUGAUGUGUGGGUGAGGGGGAAUUAUACCGUGACUGGUAUCAACGGCCAUGGUGGUUUGACGAUGCUCGAAGGUGAUGCCAAUCCUGAAGCCAUCGUCGUUGGAUCCCCCAUCGACGGCUCCAAGAACCCGACAGACACCAAAAUGGGCGACUACAUGGGCGACAUCACCGGCGUCGUGUACAACGGCUUCGGCACCUACCGCGUGCUCCCUCUCAACGCCAUCAAGACAAUCACCCCUUCAUCGCCCGACUUCCCAGCCGUGUCGUUCUCCUCCUCCGGCAACUGUAGGGGCAUCACCGUCGCAGACUACAACGCGGAGAACCUGGCCCCCAACUCAACACACCUCCCCAGCGUCGUCGAUCAAAUCAUCCACAAGCUGCGCACCCCAGACCUCAUCUUCCUCCAGGAAGUCCAGGACAACUCUGGUCCCACCAACGACGGCGUCACCUCCGCCAACGUCACGCUGUCAACGUUAACACAGGGCAUCGAGCAAAAGUCCGGCGUCAAGUACAGCUUCGUCGAGGUCGCCCCCGUGGACGGCCAAGACGGCGGCGAACCGGGCGGUAACAUCCGCUGCGCGUACCUCUACCGUCCUGAUGUCGUGGAGCUGCACAAGCCGAACCCGGGAAGCAGCACCGACGAGAACCAGGUCGUGGAUGGGCCGGGUAUCAAGUACAACCCCGGGAGGAUUGGGAUAACGGAUGCCAACUUCGAGGCUACGCGCAAGCCGCUCGUUGCGAUGUGGAAGCCCGUCAAGGGGACGAACAAGGUGUUUUUCACGGUGAAUGUUCAUUUCAGCAGCAAGGGCGGCUCGACGGGUUUGCAUGGUGACCCGCGUCCUCCUGUGAAUAAGGGCGUGGAGAAGCGCACCGGACAGAUGGAACUUACUGCUAAAUUCAUUGCGGACAUCCUCGCCAAGGAUCCCAAGGCGCGGAUCAUUACGGCCGGUGACUUUAACGAAUUCACGCAGGUCCAGCCGCUCAAGACGUUUACCUCCAAGUCUGGCCUUGUUGAUCUGGACGAGGUGGUUGGUCUGGCGGAGGCUGAGCGCUACACCUACCUGUUUGAUCAGAAUAGCGAGGCCUUGGACCACAUGUAUGUUAGUAAGGGGCUGGGUAAGGGUGCGCAGGUUGAGCAUCUGCAUCUGAAUACCUGGCAGGAUUUCGAGGGACAGACGUCAGACCAUGACCCGAGUGUUGCGAAGCUCAAUGUCUGUGGGUGUUAG